AUGGAGCCAGAGUCUACAGAUACCGCUGACAGUGGCACUGCUCCUAGUAUUGUUCCAGGUGAUGGACAGCUGCAGCCUCAAUGUCCUUAUCUUAAGGGCUUCCAGCUGUACAACGUCAUCACUGCGUUGUUAUUGGCCAUGCUUCUCACUGGCCUGGAUGUCAACAUCGUCGCAACAGCUGUGCCUACAAUCUCAAAUCAGUUCAAUAGUUUUAAAGAUGUUAACUGGUAUGGUUCGGCUUUUCUCCUUGCAAUAUGUGCGAUGCAGCCGCUCUCUGGAAAGAUAUACUCAUUAUUUAUCUCAAAGCAUGUUUUCAUGGGAUUCAUGGCCCUCUUUGAACUGGGCACCCUGAUAUGUGCCCUUGCAAACUCGAGUAAGAUGAUAAUCGCCGGAAGAGCAGUAACCGGUCUCGGUGGAGCUGGAAUUUUUAAUGGUGCCUUGGUCAUCUCGACUACGUUAGCACCACCAAAUAUUCGCCCAAUGCUUACCAGUAUUGGAGUGUCAAUGCUCCCUAUCGGUGGCUUCCUUGGUCCAAUAAUUGGGGGCGCAUUGUCUGAGCAUGCCAUCUGGCGCUGGUGUAAGUUGAACGGCUAUUCCUAUAUAUUGAACAAAAGGGAUGAGGCCAAUCUAACUCCCUUCCCAGGCUUCUGGGCUUUUCUCCCUCCUGGUGCAUUCGUCAUGCUAGCGAUACUGCUACUUCGGAUCCCAGAGAGUGCACCCAAGCCGCUCGUAAGAUCAACUCUAGCCAAACUUCCUCAGAAACUUGAUCUUAUUGGUUUCACUCUUUUCGCACCCCCCUGUAUUAUGUUUUUGAUCGCCAUAAGUUGGGGUGGGGUGACAUACCCAUGGGACUCAAGCAAAGUAAUUGGCCUUCUCUGCGGUAGUGUUGUCAUGUUGAGUUUGUUUACUGUCUGGUGUCUCUAUCGCGGAGAAGAGGCUCUGAUUCCCAAGAGCCUUAUCCGCCAGAGGACCGUGCUCGUUGCCUCUUGCGUUUCUGGUCUUCAAGGAGGCGCCUCUAUCAUGGUGGGAUACUUUCUUCCCUUGUGGUUUCAGGCCGUAAAGGGAGCAACCCCAACCAACAGUGGCUUGAUGAUGCUACCAACAAUGGCGAGUCAAAUUGUUGGCUCUAUGCUAUCCGGGGCACUCAUCCGCAAGUUGCAUUAUCUACCUCCGUGGGCCAUCUUGGGGAGUAUAUUUGCCGCAGUUGGCCCUGGCCUUAUGGUUACUUUCAACUUCAAUACACCCAGAGCACAGUGGAUCGGGUACCAAGUGCUUGGAGGCGUCGGACGUGGUAUGGCGUUGAAUAUGUCAGUCAUCCAGAAUCGCCUACCCGCAGCUCUGGAGAAAUACACACCAGACACCGAUAUUCGGGCCAUCGUCCGUGCUGGAGCUACUGAGUUUAUUAAAACCGUGCCACCCGACCAGCUCCUCCCUAUUAAAAUCGCUUAUAAUGAAGCAUUGGUAAAAAUAUUUUACAUUCCUGCUGCCAGUGCCGCUGCUGCGAUAUUUGUUAGCAUUGCAUUUUCAUGGAGAAAACUUGGAACUGAGGACGCGAAGGGAUCCGAGAGUUCGCGGGCCUAG
Molecule: messenger RNA, 1581 nt
Organism: Coccidioides posadasii C735 delta SOWgp
Lineage: Eukaryota; Fungi; Ascomycota; Eurotiomycetes; Onygenales; Onygenaceae
Source: RefSeq, a predicted model, not a curated record